UCUCGCCGCAUUUGUUAUUUCUAAACAUUUCUCUACACUUCAUCCACAACGCAGACUUCUCCCUUUCUCUGUAUCCUCUUCGCGCGUGGUAGACAGGAUGGCGACCAUACCAAUUAUCAUCAAGCAUCAGGGCAAGAAGUACAAUGUUGACCUUGACCCUUCCGCCAAUGGCGAGAUGCUCAAACUCCAACUCUACUCCCUCACUGGCGUCGAACCCGACCGUCAGUCCGUCCUCAUCAAGGGCGGCAAGCUAAAAGAUGACACCGAGCUAUCCAAGCUCAACGCAAAAUCUGGCCAGCUCUUUACCAUGCUCGGCACUGCUUCCUCGGAAGGCAGUGCGCUGGUGGCGCCAGUCGAAAAGCCGAAGUUCCUCGAAGACAUGACAGCAGCCGAGGCGGCCGCACAAGAAGGCGCUACACCGGCUGGGUUGCAAAACCUAGGCAACACUUGCUACCUCAACUCCACCUUACAGGUAUUGCGAAGCAUACCGGAGAUGCAAGAAGAGUUGCAGACCUACAAGCCGGAGUCAAGCUCCUCCAACACUCUCCAAAGCCUGACUCAGCUCGGACUUGCUGGACUCUCGUCGAAUGAUCUGACUGCCGGACUGCGCGACCUGUAUAAACAAAUGUCUGAGACCCAAGAGGGUUACAAUCCUACGUUUUUCCUGCAAACUCUGCGACACGUGUACCCUCAGUUUGCACAGAUGGCCAAGAGUGGCCAUGGCUAUGCGCAGCAAGAUGCGGAAGAAGUUUGGUCGCAGAUUUUGCAACAGGUCCGACAGAAGCUCAAAGUCAAGGGCGGCAAUGAUCAGGCAGACAUCGCAUUCAUUGAUCGGUACAUGGCUGGCAAAUUCCACACCUCGCUCGCACCUCCUGCAGAAGUGACUGAGAGUGAACCCGUCGUGGAGUCUGACGAGACAUUCCUGAAGCUGGAUUGCCAUAUAGGAAAUACGACUCAACAUCUGCGAGAUGGAAUCCUUGCCGGUUUGUCGGAAGAAAUCGAGAAGAACUCGCCUACCUUGGAUCGUGACGCCAUUUACACCAAGACUUCUCGUGUUUCUCGACUUCCAAAGUACUUGACAGUGCACUUUGUAAGAUUCUUCUGGAAGAAGGAUGUACAGAAGAAAGCGAAAAUCUUGAAGAAGGUCACUUUCCCCGAGGAACUCGACGUGGUCGAAUUCUGUACGGAUGACCUGAGAGACCGGUUGAUCCCUGUGCGAGACAAGGUACGAGAGAUCCGCAAGGAUGAACAGGACGUCGAGAGAGCUCGCAAGCGACAAAAGUUGCGCCACAAACAAGAACAGGACCGCAAGGAUGAGGAGCUGAAAGCACAAGAGCAAGCUCCGAUUGCCAAAUUGCGAGACCAGAAGGAGAAGAAAGAUUCGAAAGGCAAGGAGCCCGAAGGAGGAGACAUGGAUGUUUACAAAACCGAUGCCGAAUAUGAAGCUGAGCGUGCAGCAUCCAUCAAACAGGCGAAGAAGGAGCUUUACACUCUCAUUGACUCAGAACUUGCAGCCGAUGAAGGUGCGAACAAGUCGGGACUCUAUGAGCUCAGAGGUGUCAUCACCCAUCAAGGUGCAAGUGCUGACAGCGGUCACUACACCAGCUUCGUCAAAAAGCAGGGCAAGCUUGUGGAUGAUCCGAAGGCGCCUGGUGGCAAGCGCAAAGAGGAAGACGGCAAAUGGUGGUGGUUCAAUGAUGACAAGGUCAGCGAGGUUGAUUCGGAGAGGAUCAUGACUCUAGCGGGCGGUGGCGAAAGUCCUUCGGCGCUCAUUCUGCUUUACCGAGCCAUCGAAUUGCCUUCCAAAGACGAAAUUCAGGGGUAAAUGUUGGGGCGGCUGUGGUUCUUUGCGGCAAUGAGGACGAUGCAGCGAAUUUUCUUGAAGCAUCAUAAGCGUUGCAUAGCGAAUGAAAAGCGUCCAUAGACUAGACGGGUGGCUGUAUGAGUUACGUCUAAGAACCAAAAUGCGCACGUCUUGCUGAUGUGGCUCAAGGUCACCACCAAAUUAAAGAGUCAUGUUCAUGAGUAUGCUGGAACGUCCAGCAAUGAGGUUACUCAUAGUUCCGGAAUGAGUCAAAAUCACGUGAUCAGGAAUUUCUCUUGGCACUGACACCCACAACUGCGCUUUCCCUCUACCCAUAG
Molecule: messenger RNA, 2142 nt
Organism: Exophiala viscosa
Lineage: Eukaryota; Fungi; Ascomycota; Eurotiomycetes; Chaetothyriales; Herpotrichiellaceae
Product: ubiquitin thiolesterase
Exons: 2
Coding region: 98-1825 (575 amino acids)
Biological process (GO): protein deubiquitination; proteasome-mediated ubiquitin-dependent protein catabolic process; regulation of proteasomal protein catabolic process
Molecular function (GO): proteasome binding; cysteine-type deubiquitinase activity; protein binding
Source: RefSeq, a predicted model, not a curated record